GUGGUCACUUCACGUGGAAUAAUAGAAUUUCGUGGGUGGGGGAUAGUCCCACUAAUUGUUACAGCUAAGUGAUGGAAUGAUAACGUUAUUGUUAAUAAAAUGUGAGUGCGAGUGAGUGGAGGAACUGUUGAUGCACUGGACGUUUGAUUUAUGAUGGCAUUGAGGAAAUUGAGGGGCGCCCUCGCUGCCUGCAUCUUGUGCACUCUCGCCGCAUCUUUCGCCCAUGGCUCACCAACUCUGCUGUUCACCACGAACAAGGACAUACGAGUUGCGAACACAUCCCGAGGUAACAAGGUAAUAACAGUAGUUAAGGAUCUGAAUCAAGGUGCAGCUCUCGAUUUUUUCUGGGAGCGAAGACUGGUCUGUUGGUCAGACAGUGGCCUGGAGAUGAUUCAGUGUGUGAAGACCAACGGAACUCACUCGGGUGAUCGAAUAACAGUCGCCAAUACGAGUCUGAUAUCCCCAGAUGGUCUAGCCUGUGACUGGUACACAGGAAAGCUAUACUGGACUGACGGUGAAAAGAAUCGAAUUGAAGUGACAAGUAUAGACGACGAUAAACAACGAAAAGUGUUAUUCUGGACAGAUAUCUCUGAGCCAAGAGCAAUAGCCCUGGUGCCCAUGAGAAGUCUCAUGUUCUGGACAGACUGGGGCGAUGUCCCCAAGAUCGAGAGAUCCUCGAUGGACGGCAAUCCUGAGAGCCGAAGGGUCAUCGUCUCUGACGAUAUAUUCUGGCCAAAUGGAUUGACGAUAGAUUAUGACAACGAGCUAGUGUACUGGGCUGACGGAAAACUCAAAUUCAUAGCUGUGAUGGAUUACAAUGGAAAGAACAGGAGAAAAAUUGUGAAAGAGGGAUUGGCCUAUCCGUUUGCAAUCUCAUUCUUCGAUCAGAAGCUUUACUGGACCGACUGGAAGACCUUCUGCAUUCACUCGCACGAGAUCAGGUCUACGACAACUCAAUCACCACCUCGUGAACUCAUUAACGGUGAGUACAUACCAGGUGACAUCGAGGUGUGGGAUCCCAGGAGGCAGCCGUACUCUGACCAUCCGUGUCGACACAACAAUGGCAAUUGCUCGGAUCUGUGUUUACUCAGCACUGAUUCACCUGGUUACAGCUGUGCUUGUCCCACUGGGGUCAAGCUGAUUGAUAAUUACACGUGUGCAAAGAGACCUGAGGAGUUACUCCUCAUUGUUCAACGCAAUGAGAUCUGCAGGCUCUCCCUCGAUUCCCCUGAUUACACCAAUUUCGUUCUACCAUUGACCGGAAUAAAGCACGCAAUUGCCAUUGAUUUUGAUCCUGUUGACGAGAUGCUGUAUUGGACUGAUGAGAAGGCUCGAGCUAUUAGACGGGCGUAUUUGGAUGGCUCUGGGCAGGAGGACAUCGUUACCACUGAGGUCACCAAUCCUGAUGGCAUUGCCAUUGAUUGGAUCGCCAGGAAUAUGUACUGGACGGACACAGGUACCGAUAGAAUCGAGGUCGCUAGACUCAAUGGCACGAGCAGGAGAGUUUUAAUUAAUGAAGAUCUGUUGGAACCGAGGGCUAUUGCCCUGGCGCCUCAGCUCGGUUGGAUGUUCUGGACGGAUUGGAACGAGAAACGACCGAAGAUUGAACGGAGCAAUCUCGAUGGGAGUGAACGAAUUCUUCUUAUCAGUAAAGACAUUGUUUGGCCAAAUGGCAUAGCCCUCGAUCUUGAAAGGAAAAAAAUCUACUGGUGUGAUGCCAAGAUGGAUAAAAUCGAGGUGUGCAAUAUGGAUGGAUCAGACAGACGUGAAGUCAUCACCGACAAUCUUCCCCAUCUGUUUGGACUGAGUCUUCUUGGUGAUUACCUGUACUGGACUGAUUGGCAGAGACGAAGUAUCGAUCGCGCCCAUAAACUCACUGGAUCCGAUCGUGAAGUUAUCGUCGAGCAGGUGCCCAAUGUCAUGGGUGUUAAGGCUGUCCACCUGGGGUAUAUCGAUGGUACGAAUCCCUGCGCCAGGGACAACGGUGGCUGCAGUCACCUGUGCCUGAACAAACCAGGUGACAACUACGUUUGCGCCUGUCAAAUUGGAUACGAGCUGACCAAAGACAAGAAAACGUGUGUUGUCCCCGAUGCAUUUUUAUUGUUUUCGAGGAAGGAUAACAUCGGGAGAAUCAGCAUUGAAAAUGCCAACAAUGAUAACAUUAUACCGGUCACUGGAGUCAAAGAGGCGAGUGCAUUGGACUUUGAUAUUGCACACAGUAGAAUUUAUUGGACUGACGUCAAGGUGAAAGCGAUUACUCGGGCAUUUAUCAAUGGAUCUGAUGUGGAGAGAAUUGUGGAUCUGGGGCUGGAGACACCCGAGGGAUUGGCGGUCGAUUGGAUAUCGCAGAAUCUGUAUUGGAGUGACACAGGGACGAGGAGAAUUGAAGUGAUUAGACUCGAGGGAUCCAGCAGGAAAGUUCUGAUUUGGCAGGAUCUCGUUGAGCCGAGAUGCCUCACACUUGAUCCUGGGAGGGGGCACAUGUACUGGAGUGAGUGGGGAAAGUCUGGUAGUAUUGAGAGGGCGGGGCUGGAUGGAAGUGCGAGACAAGUGAUGAUAUCAAAUAUUGGGAAGACACAUGGGCUCACAAUCGAUCAUUCAGCGAAUAAAUUGUACUGGGCUGAUCUCUUCACUCCGGCUAUCGACAGUUUCGAUCUUAAAACGUCAAAAAGACGUGCUGUCAUCAAACAGGAUAUUGUCUAUCCAUUUGGAAUAACUCAGUAUUUGGAUUAUAUUUAUUGGACUGAUUGGAAUACCGGGGACAUCGAGAGGGCGAAUAAAACCACCGGAGCAAAUCGCACGAAAAUUCAUAAUAAAUUGGAAUCCGUUACUGAUAUACUAGUUUUUCAUGCGUCAAGACAAGCUGGCUGGAAUCCCUGUGCUCUCAAUAACGGCGAGUGCAGUGAUAUUUGCAUUGCACUACCCGAUACUGGUGGCAAUCCAUCGCAAUUGUACAAAUGCACUUGUCCCACCCACUACACUAUCGCUGCCGAUAAUAAAACGUGUAUUGCCCCAAAAAAUUUCAUGGUAUACAGUCUGCGAAAUGUAAUGGGUAGAUUUAUUCCGGACGUGGAUGACUGUCCAGACGUUGUUCUUCGAGUCCAGGGAAUACGAAACGUGAGAGCAAUAGAAUUCGAUCCAAUAACUCAACACAUAUACUGGAUUGAUGGUCGUACAAUGUCCGUUCGUAAGGCCUUAGAAAAUCGAACUCACGCAUCGGUGGUAAUCCCGGGUGGUACGGGCUCUCAUCCCUUUGAUCUCGCUCUCGAUCCACUCGGUCGUCUUCUCUUUUGGUCGUGCACAGAGAACGAUGCGAUAAACGUCACAAGAUUGGAUAACGGUUCAUCCCUGGGAGUUGUCGUCAAAGGGGAGAGUGAAAAGCCCAGAAAUAUAGCGGUCCAUCCGGAGAGACGUCUUCUAUUCUGGACCGAUGUGGGUGCAAAAAUGAGAGUUAUGCAGAGUGCAAUGGAUGGAAAAGAGAGAAUAACAAUAGCCUCGGAUUUGGAGCAGCCAACUGCUCUGGUGGUGGAUACCGUGACAGAUCAGAUAUUCUGGGCUCAUGGGAGGCAGAUUGAAUUUUGUGAUAUUGAUGGAAAAAAUCGGCGUACAUUGGUCUCAGUGGAGGAGCAAAAUUCUAUCGCCUAUCUGUCAACUCUCAACGAUUACCUCUACUGGUUUAACCGUGAGAAUCAGGUAGUGGAGCGAGUGAAUAAAACAUCGGGGACAGGUAGGAGAGCGAUGAUGAAUAAAGUUCUCUCGGAUCUUGUGACAGUGAGAACACCUGAUGAUCACGUUAUGGAGUCCCACGUGUGCAGCCCAUUCAGGGAUUAUGGGGGCUGUUCUCACUUUUGCAUUGGAACUGGUAUCAAUGCCAGAUGCUCAUGUCCACAAUUUCUCGUGCUGUCGGAGGAUGGUAGGACCUGCAGGGCUGCACCAGCUUGUGGUGCUGAUCAUUUCACCUGCGCUGAUUCGACAUCAGCUCUUGCCAAGGACUGCAUACCAGCCACUUGGAAGUGCGAUGGACAGACUGAUUGUCCUGAUGGAAGUGAUGAGCUGGGUUGUCCCGCCUGUGGCCACGAUCAGUUCAGGUGUCAGAGUGGUCAGUGCAUCGAUGUAUCGUGGGUGUGUGAUGGUACUCCACAGUGUCAGGAUGGAAUGGAUGAGGCUCACUGCUGUCAACCUGGACAAUUCAGGUGCACUAUCACUCCAGCUUGCAUUCCUGGUAGUGCACUGUGUGAUGGCUGGGAGAAUUGCGCUGACGGCAGUGAUGAAUCUGCACACGUGUGCACCUCAACUCAUAAUCGGAGGCAGGAGAUUGGACCCACCGUUGAGACUGGAAAAUCGGCAUAUGUUAUCGUUGUUCUUGUCGUUGUUGGGGUAAUGUCUAUUGCUGUACUUGGGUAUUACUACUGCCGAAAGAAACUCGCUGGCAAUGAUGAGCUACCUGACAUUUGUCUACAUGACUCCGCUGGCGAUCCAUUAUCUCCCAAACCUGGCAGGUCUGGUAAACCAGUUUUAAUGCACAAGAAUGGAGUUAAGGAUCUCAAGGCGGGACUCAAGACCAUGAGAAUGUCUACACUUACUGCCAGCAGCAUUGGGUCGAGCUAUGAUCGCAGUCAUAUUACAGGCGCGUCAAGCUCGACUCGGGGUAGCUCUGCGGGUGGUUAUCCCCAGGAGACCCUCAAUCCACCACCGAGUCCAGCAACAACAGCAAACUCAACUCGGUGCUCCAGUAGUAAUGCCUCGCGUUACCGUCCCUAUCGAUACUACCGCAGCAUCAACCAGCCCCCACCGCCCACCCCCUGCAGCACUGACGUCUGCGACGAAUCAGACAGCAAUUAUCCGCAAUUAGCACGGUACAGGUACGGUAGUGAGCCAGGCCCACCACCACCAACACCUAGAUUAGUCUACCACAGUGAUACGGCCUACAGCUGUCCUCCGUCUCCGAGCUCGAGGUCGUCGACGUAUUUCAGCCCACUGCCACCUCCACCAUCUCCUGUACCGUAAGACCAUUAUGGGCUGUCGCUAAAUUCCAGGGAAUUCUCAUGACUUUUCUGGUGAAUGUACAAAAAUCGAAAUCAAAUUUUCGUUUCUUCCCUUUGGUGAAGCAUCAAAAGUAUUCACGGAGAAAAUUCCGAUUUUUUUUUCGAACUUUCGUUUAUUGGAGAGAAGUAUUUUUUAUUUGAAUAUCUUUUUUUUUCCAUCGACGCUUUUUGAUUAGGUUUCAAUUAGAAUGAUUGGGGUAGCAGUAUUUUUUAUUGUGAAUUUUGUAUUUUGUUGGGAGAGAAUUGCAAUGAUUGAGAUUUUGGGGUGAAUAAUUAUUGAGAGACUGAACUGAAUGUUGCACACAUGAUAAUUCUCCAAAAAAUUAUCGAACUAGAAAAAAACGGCGUUGAAACGGGAAAUACUUCUCUGAAGUAAAUGGAUAUUCGACGGAAAUGAUUUUUCUUCUGAAUGUUGAAAAUUGGAGCAUCCCAUAUCGACUCCAAUUUUCCUGUUGCUCUUCUCACCAAUUGAUGUCGAUGUGUCAAUUUCCGUCAAUUUUCAUCCCCUUGAAAUCACUCAAACUUUCACAAAUCUACCUCACGAACACAGGAGUAGAUCUUAAUGCCACAAUUUUUUAUGGCAGUUGUUGAAAGCUGGCGAGACAUAAUUUAAGACGUAAUUUGACAUGGGACGUUCCAAUUGCUAAUUAUUCGAUACUCAAAAAUUGUCCUCCAUUAAUUUUAAGUUUUAUUUUAAUGACAAUGGGUGCUACAAAGAUACGAUAAGUAUCUAAAACAAAACGCAUGAGAGAAAGUGCAAAUAUCUGUUUUAUAGUUGAAUCACAUUCUUGUACAAAGGGAGAAGGAAGUUAACCGUGAGUGCCUAGCGAUCGUGAAACAUAGAUUUUGCAAAUAAUUUAUAAAAUAUGCAAAAUUCCGAUCACGAUACCCUGUAAAUAAUGAACGUGUACAUAAAUUGAGGGGCAAUAGACUAAUUCUCAAUCUAGCACCGUGAAUCCGUGUAAAAAUGUGUACAUGACAGUUUGUUUUUUUUAAUUCAAGAAUAAUUUUUAAGGCAGCCCG
Fopius arisanus is the source of this 6068-nucleotide messenger RNA. RefSeq names its product low-density lipoprotein receptor-related protein 6 (gene arr). Lineage: Eukaryota; Metazoa; Arthropoda; Insecta; Hymenoptera; Braconidae. The record is from RefSeq and is a predicted model, not a curated record. Gene Ontology annotation, biological process: canonical Wnt signaling pathway. Bases 151 to 5007 code for a protein of 1618 amino acids. The transcript has 3 exons. Gene Ontology annotation, molecular function: Wnt receptor activity; Wnt-protein binding.